Molecule: messenger RNA, 1137 nt
Organism: Emiliania huxleyi CCMP1516
Lineage: Eukaryota; Haptophyta; Isochrysidales; Noelaerhabdaceae
Exons: 4
Biological process (GO): D-serine catabolic process
Molecular function (GO): D-serine ammonia-lyase activity
Source: RefSeq, a predicted model, not a curated record
GUCGAAGAUCUCCGCACGCCUUGCCUCAUCUGCUGCCGCGCCACGCUCGAGAAGAACGCGGCAACGAUGCGCGAGCGAGCGGCGGCGCUCGGUGUAGCGCUACGGCCGCACUUCAAGACUGUCAAGACGCUCGAGGCGGCGGAGAUCGCCACGGACGGCGAGAGGCGGCGCAUCACCGUGUCCACGCUCGCCGAGGCAUCCUUCCUCGCCGACGGCGGCUUCGACGACAUCCUGUACGCGGUGCCGCUGACGCCCGACAAGGUGGACGAUGUCCUCGCGCUGCACUCGAGGCUCGAGCGGUUCACCGUGAUGGUCGACCACGCGGACCAGGUCUCCGCCCUGCUCGCCCGCACCGAGCUGCUGCGUACGCCGCUCCGCGUCGUACUCGGCGUCGAUUGUGGGUACCACCGGGACGGCUGCGACCCGCACGACCCGGCGAGCGUGGCCCUGGUCCGCACGCUGUGCGACGCGGCCGCGGUGCGCUUCGACGGGCUGUACACCCACGGAGGCCUCUCCUCCGCCGAGAUAGUGGCGGUGGGCGAGGCGGAGCGGGACGUGACCACGCGCUUCGCCGAGUCGCUCCGGGCUUCGGGCAUCGAGGUGCCCACCAUUGGGGUCGGCUCGACGCCCACCUGCAGCGUGCCUCCGCCGCACCUCGCUGGCGUGGACGAGUGGCACCCGGGCAACUUCUUUGCGGGUGCCGAAGCGCGUCGUCGGCCAGUUUACUCCGAGAACGAGCCACCACCUUUCCGCUGGUUGCUCAACCAGGUGCUCACGCGCGUCGUCGGCCACUACCCAAAAUCCAACACGCUGCUGAUCGACUGCGGCUGGACCGGCGCGAGCGCGCAGGGCAAGGAGAGCGGCACGGCUGCGUGCCGCGAUCUCGGGCAAUCUCGGAGCGGGUACGGCUGCUUCCCGCUCAACCCGGAGCUGCGCAUCGCCAACCUCAAGCAGGAGUGCGGCGAGGUGACCUCGGUCGACGGCGCGCCGCUCGAUUUUCGCCGCUACCCGAUCGGCGCGCUGCUGAGGAUCGCGCCGCACCACUCGUGCGCGAGCACGCACCAGCACCGCAGCGUCAACGUGCUUGGCGCGGAUGGCGACACCGUCGUCGAGGAGUGGAAGAUCUGCAAGGGUUGG